UUGCUGCUCUCAUCGCGCCAGUUGAUGUUGCGGGGCUCACGCUUCUCGAUAUUGCUGCUCUCAUCGCGCCAGUUGAUGUUGCGCGGCUCACGCUUCUCGAUAUUGCUGCUCUCAUCGCGCCAGUUGAUGUUGCGGGGCUCACGUUUCCAAUUCCCAAUGUUGCGAGGUUCACGGGCCUCCACGUCGCGCUUAACUUUGAUGAUUGGCUCGCGGGUCUCGACUUGAACGCUGGCCAACGCGCUGGUGACGGAGAGGGCGAGGAGGAGGAUGGUGCUGGUGAGCUUCAUGGCUGCGUUGUUUGGUUGAGAGGAAGAUGUGAUGUUGUUGGGAGUGCUGUUGAGAUGGAGGAGAGGAGGGAUGUCGGAUCGAUGCGCUGGCUUUUAUGCACUUUUCGGUGAAGUUGCUUGCUAUCUCACGGGUCGUGGGGCUUUUCACGCGUCGGGAAAGAAGGGAAAGGUCUGCUCUUGUGUUGCAGGCCAGAGCGCUAGCUGCCGUAUCCCGAAUCAGGGUUGCCGCCAGGGUUUGCGAUCCAGGAAUAGGUCCAACACAACCUCAACCGCAACCUAGCUGUUUUCGGAAUCAUACCCGGAUGCAGACACAAAUAAUCCUGUUGGACAUACUCCCAGAAUAGCAGUUGUUCUUAGCUCGACAAAAACUUUAUAUUGUG
Fimicolochytrium jonesii is the source of this 667-nucleotide messenger RNA. RefSeq lists its product as uncharacterized. The transcript has a single exon. Lineage: Eukaryota; Fungi; Chytridiomycota; Chytridiomycetes; Spizellomycetales; Powellomycetaceae. The coding region runs from base 319 to 567 and encodes 82 amino acids. The record is from RefSeq and is a predicted model, not a curated record.